Molecule: messenger RNA, 2861 nt
Organism: Salvelinus fontinalis (brook trout)
Lineage: Eukaryota; Metazoa; Chordata; Actinopteri; Salmoniformes; Salmonidae
Product: SH3 domain-containing kinase-binding protein 1-like
Exons: 17
Coding region: 106-1566 (486 amino acids)
Molecular function (GO): protein binding
Source: RefSeq, a predicted model, not a curated record
AAUACUUUCUUUCAGUUCUCCUUCUGUAGCAUGAGGUGUCUGUUUGUCCUCUGAAGAGGAUUUACAUAACAGUCUAGAAGAGAGAGUAAAGCUUUCUAAGAAGUCAUGGAGGUGCUGGUGCUGAUCGCCUUUGAGGGCACAAUGGGAGAUGAGAUGACGGUGCAGGUGGGAGACGUAGUGACGAGUGUCACCAAUGCCAGCGAGGAGGGCUGGCUGGAGGGGGAACUGAGGGGCAAGAGGGGCAUCUUCCCCUCUAACUUCGUCAAGGAGGUGCCAGUGUUUUUGAUAGGUGACAGCAAGAGGGAACCAAGAAGCCUACGGAAAUCAAAGAUGAUUAAACAAACAAGGAAGUGUGAGGUGGCCUUUGCCUACACUCCCUUGAAUGAGGACGAGCUGGAGCUGGUUGUCGGGGAGACCAUUGAUAUCCUCAGAGAGAUUGAAGAUGGGUGGUGGAUGGGAAUGAAAAGUGGUAAAGUGGGAGCGUUUCCAUCAAACUUCGCCAAAGAGAUAUUUGUCUCUCCUAAAGAUGUCAAGCAUAACGAGGGCAAAACAAGACGCAAACUCUCAGAUACAAUGUUUAGUAAAGAGACAAAGCUACCUCAGAGGACGAGUGUUAGGAACAAAACAAAAAAUUUGAAAGAAUGUUGUCGAGUCAUGUUCGACUAUCCAGCCUUGACCGAGGAUGAGUUAAAUCUAAAGAAGGGAGACAUUGUUACAAUCAUCACCAAGGAAACAGAGGACGAGGGCUGGUGGGAGGGAGAGAUGAACGGACGCAGAGGUUUUUUCCCCGACAACUUCGUCAUGGUGAUACCGACGACAGACGGUCUCCAAUCUGAGAGCACCAGCCAACCACCUGCACGCCGUGGCACGGAAAGACGCUCAGUCAAGGCAGAGGGUUCAGCGAUGGAGAAGAGCAGCCCUGCAAAAGCAAAAGAUGAGAAACCAGAGAGUAAAGACCUGAGAAGCAACCCCCCAACCAAAGUCAAGCUCCCUGCUCCAAGUAGACCUGCACAACCACCUCCAGUGAAGGACAAGCCUCUGAAGUUUGGUAGUAGCAAAGCCAAUGGCGAUCUCCCUCCCCUUUCACCAAAAUGUUCAGAGGACAGCAACUCGGACCAGUUUGACGGAGUGGACGUGUCCCCUGAGAAACUGAGUCACCCCACAGCCAACAGAGCCAAACCCCCACAGAGACGACCUCCAUCAGCCCUCGUCAUCAGUCCACAGGCUCUGAGUGGCAGGGACCAGACAGAAGCAGAAAAAUUGCCUAAACUGCUGGAGAUUUCAGAAAGUCAUUCACCACCAUCCAAGCCUGAGCAUCCUACCAAGAAUCCAGUACCCUCCAGGCUAGCACUUCCCAAGGCUGUAUUGGAGGCCAGGGCAACCCAGGAGGAGAAGCCUUGUCUGGACAGCUUACACGCUGAGGUCAGGGAGCUGAAGAUGGCUCUGGAGCUGCUGCAAAACAGACAUGAACGAGACAUACAGGAAAUGAAAGAGGAACUGAGAGACGAGAGAAACAAACGUGUGGCGCUGCAGGAGGAGGUACAUGGUCUUAGGACUAAACAUUAAUCCUAACUGACACCAUGACCGGGCGGUACAUCUAAGUAAGGCUCUGUAAUGUCAUUCCCUUGAACAAACUUGAAGUGAAAUUAAAAUGUUCCUGGCAUUGGAGUGCAAGAGCAGAUAGAAAUGAUGCAUAUCUACUUCCUUUGCAGACAAACCAGCUGAGGCCACAUUAAGGGCUGGAAUCAAUCCGUAUCGCUGAAGUAUCACGGAAGAUCCGCUUUAUAGCUCGAUCAAAAAUGUAAAGGCAAUGUUCCCGCGUUUGCAUUUAAGGUAAACGCUACAUCGCAAAUUACCUUUAAAGGAAUACGUUGGGAUUUUGGCAAUGAAGUCUUUUAUCUACUUCCCCGGCGUCAGAUAAACCCGUGGAUACCAUUUUUAUGUCUCUGUGUGCAGUUUGAAAGAGUUUGCUAACUAGCGUUAGCUCAAUUUCUAACUAGCGUUAGUGCAAUGACUGGAAGUAUCUACUAUCAUGCUAGUAGAUACCAUAGACUUCCAGCCAUUGCCCUAACUCUAGUUAGCAUUGGCUCACAAAACUACCUCUAACAUUGAGUUCAUCUGACAUUGAGUUCAUCUGACUGGGGAAAUGGAUAAAGGGCUUCAUUGCCAAAAUCCCGAAGUAUACCUUUAUAUUUUAACACGGACCUUCCGCGAUACUGUCGCGAUAACGAUUGAAUACAGCCCUAGAUUGUACUCUUCCAUUUUGUUUGAGGGCAUUCUGGACUUGAUUGGCAAGGGACCAAAAUUGGCAAGGGGCCAAAAUGCUUUGUAUAUAUCGACCAAAAUACUUUGUAGCCGGGAUUCAAUUCAAGGUGGGUUAUAGCGCAGUGCACAAUACAACUGACAAUGUGCCUUUUAAAAGGACUUUCCCCCAAUAUUUACAUGGUAAACACUGCACACGUUGGACCAAGCCUAAAUCACUUUUAAAAGUAUGUUAUAGUGUGCCGUGCUUUAACACGGCACACUCAAUGCCUUGCAUUGAAUCCCGGCCUUUGGAUAGAAAAUAUGUUUUAUUUUAUAUUGAUGAUAUUGUAUAUUUCAUUGAAAGAACAACACCACCCGAAAUUACAGAGGACUGGUUUUAUACAUUGAAUGUGGGCCACGUUUCUCAGUGAUUAUUUUCCUGUAAAAGCAUAUUUCUUAUUUUUAUGAGCAUGUUUGGGAAUAUUUUGAAGCAUAGUGUUCGCGGAACACGAGUCAACUGAACAAACUACUUGUAUCUUGUGUAAACUGCCAUUGUAUUUAAGAGUAACUAUUUUGUGUCUCUUUUUUAAAAUAUAAAAUAGAACCUGACCAAAAUA